Messenger RNA from Theobroma cacao (cacao), 1084 nucleotides. Its product is annotated as transcription factor bHLH36-like. Gene Ontology annotation, biological process: regulation of transcription by RNA polymerase II. The record is from RefSeq and is a predicted model, not a curated record. Gene Ontology annotation, molecular function: protein dimerization activity; RNA polymerase II transcription regulatory region sequence-specific DNA binding; DNA-binding transcription factor activity, RNA polymerase II-specific. Lineage: Eukaryota; Viridiplantae; Streptophyta; Magnoliopsida; Malvales; Malvaceae. Gene Ontology annotation, cellular component: RNA polymerase II transcription regulator complex.
CCCUCUUACAAGCGUAUCUGUAUGUUUAAAACUUCCCAUUAUCCCUGGAAGAUACGGCUUUCAACCCUGGAAGAGUCUUUGUUCAAUGUUUCCUUCUCAUCAAAGUGAUGACUUCCUGUACGAAAUCUCUGAUAUUCCCCACUAUCAAGAUUUAAUGCAGCAAAAUCUGACAAUAUCUGGGGAAGGUUCGGCAGGGGGAAGUAAUCUCACCCAGAGAAUGGCAAAAGGCAAACGACAUAAAAAGUUCGUAGCUGCUGCCAACAGUAAUGAUGGGAAUGCUGCUGCCAAUAAUGAUGCUAAGAAGAUCAUGCGCAAGGAAAUCGAACGGCAAAGGAGGCAGCAAAUGGCCAAGCUCUAUGGAAAACUUCGAUCAUUGCUCCCUCUUGAGUCAAUACAGGGAAAGCGAGCUGUUUCCGAUCAUAUGAACGAGGCAGUGAAUUACAUAAGAUAUUUGAAGAAGAAGAUCCAAGAAUUGAGUGUCAAAAGAGAUAAGCUCAAAAAGUUGUCCAAUUUGAGUGCCUUUGAUCAAGGGAGUGCUAGUUCAUCUGAUAACUCCUCGCUGAUCAACUGUGUUGCCGUCCACCCUUAUAGGGGCGGAGUGGAGAUUGUGAUAAAUAGUGGCUUUGGAGACGAAAGCUGGCAUCUCUCUGCAAUGAUGCAAGCUAUUCGCGCAGAGGAGCUUGACGUUGUCCAUUGUAUCUCCAGCCAAACAAAUGAAGGGUUUUUGCACACUAUUCAGUCUGAGGUUAGUGAUCCAGCUCAUCGACUUGAUCUACCCGGUUUGCAAAGCAAACUAAAUGAUUUGAUCUCGUUUUGAGAUACGCUUCUCACUGAUGACGCUGUGUAGGCUGCUUCCAUUAUGAACUGCCACAAGCCCAUCUCCGAUAUCUGUAACUCAGCUUUUGGUACAUUGCUUUGCUAUUCUAUCUAGAACUUGGAACUAUCUGUAGUUGUGUUUUUGGUGAGUUCUUUGUGGAAUGAGAAAAUCUAAUAUCAAUGAUGCAACUCCUUGGGAAUUAACUAUUUGUAGGGAAUGUAUUGUGUUAACUUAGACAAAUAAAUCUUUGGAGGAAACUAUGGUCUG